CUCCUCGCCGCGCCCUCCAUCCGCCACCACGGGCGUCCGCUCGCACUUGCAGAGCCACGUCCCGCACAGCUUCACUGCCUGCUGCGGGCCUCUCGUCGCCGCCAGCGCUGCAUCGUGCUGCUGGGCGCCUGCCUCCACACGCCGCCGGGCGCGCAAGACGGCCCCGCGCGCUCUAGCCGUCCUCCUCCUUCGCAUUCGUGGCGCCGGCCAGCACGCAGCACGCCGGCACACACAGUAUCGCCCUUGUGCUGUGGUCUGCGCUAAGUCUCCCCACAUAGCCAUACGGCGCGCCGAGCCGCAAUAUCUGGCGGCGCCGCGUCUGCGCUGCACGGCUGCGCCUCUGAGCACCUUUGGCUCGCCUGAAGCAUGCACGGCGGCGUGCACGGCGGCCCGCUGGCGCCGCUCCCGUCGCCCGCCGGCGGGCCGCAGGGCAUGCAUGUCGGGCCCUCGUAUCGCGCCGCCAAUGGCGUCUCGUCGCCGGCGUUCGGCGCCGCAGGCCUGCCCCACGGCCACGUGCAGCAGCAGCAGCACCACGCUGGCGGGCCAGGCAUGCACCCGGCAAUGAACCCGGCCAUGUCGCCGCAGCAGGCUGCCAUGCACAUGGCGCAGCAGCAGCAGCAACAGCAUCACCAGCAGCAGCAGAUGCAGAUGCACGCCUACCAGCAGCAACAGCAACAGCAGCAGCAGCGCGCCUCGCCGUACAUGGCCGCCUCGUCGCCGCAGCAGUCCUUCGGUCCGCCGCAGUUCCGGCAGCCAUUCGGCUCGCCGGACAUGCAGCGCGCGCCCGCCGGUGCUGCGCCGAAGGAGCUGCACCAUCCGCAGCCGCGCGUGCCUGUCGGCCUGGGCAUGAGCCAUGACGCAGCGCACGGGCUGCAGCCGCCCGGUGUGCUGGGCCCAUCGCCGGUGGCUGGUGGCUCGAUGGGCGCCCUAGGCCCUAGCUACACUGUCUCGGGCCCAAGUAGCGAGGCGGGCGCAAGCACCAGCGGCAUGCCUCUCGGCCCGCCGCCUGGCAGUCUGAGAGCGCUCUCGGGCGCAGCCAACUCGCUCUCCUCGGGCGCCUACCCGCCGGGCGCUGCCAUGAUGCGCCUGCUGCACUACUCCGAGGGCUUUGGCGUGGCUGGAGAUGUGAGCGAGAUGGACUACUGGCGCAACUUCUGCAGCGAGUUCUUCACGCCCGACGGCAUGAUGCGCUACACGCUCUGGAACCCGACGAGUGCGGAGCACAAGACAUUUGACAUUCCUGCAUCCGUGCUGCCGCGCUUCAUGCACACCAACUACCAGUCGGGCCUCGUCUCUGCCUUCUUCCACCUCGACGACCCGCGCGAGUACGUCGCCGGCGUCGAUCCGUUCCCAACCGACCGCGUCGAGUCGCCCAACGAGGAGCGGGCCGGCGCAGAGCAGCCGCUGCUGCAUCCUCAGCCCUCGGCGGCCGUGUCGCACAUGGUGCAGGCAGACCGCACCACGAUGGUGCACGAGUUCCGCGACGGCUGGCAGGUGCACCACAUGGGCGCCGCACGCGCCUGCUUCGUCUCGCACACGCGGCUCGUCUAUCCUGAGCCGGGCAACACGGGAGCGCCACGCCUCGACACGGCAUUGCGGCUCGAGUCGAUGAGUCUGGUGCACCACAGCCACGCCACAUUCAUGCCCACGAGCCUGCUGCGCAAGACACGUGUGCAGGAGAAAGUGCCCGCCGAUGUUGUCGCUGCCAUCCUGGCCGCACAUGGCGUCACAGACCCGGCUGCGGCGCAGAAGAAGGUGUUGGAGAAGAAGAAGCGCAGCGAGAAGGAAAAGAACGGCGAGGCGGAGGGCGAGAAGGAAGAGGAGGGCUUCUCGUUUGCCAUCGAGCGCCCAGAGGUGCCGGAGCUGCCCGUCGAGGACAACGAGUACGGCAUCACGCUGCGAACGAUGCGGUGUCUCGAGAUCACCGAGAGCAUCUGCCAUUUGCGCGACCUCAUGGACUUUUCCUCGCGCGAAGGGCUGGGCCCGAUCGACGCUCUUCGACGCCUCGCCGCGCAGUUCCGCGAGUCGCAGGGCCUCAGCACCGCUCCGAGCCAGGACUCGCUGACCGCUGCUGCUGCAAGUCGCAAUCCGACACAAAACGGCGGCUCCACCGUCAGCUCGCCGAACAGCACGCGCAACCCGCCCACGGCGGCGUCGCCCUCGGGCAGCGGCGGCAGCGGGGGCGCUGGCACUGGAGGUGCUGCUAGCACCAUUAGCGCCUCGCACUCGCAGCGCGUCGGCGAGGAUGGCGAUGCCGACACCGACGUCAAGGAGGCUCGCGCCGCGCCUGCUGCCCCGGCCGCUGCCACGGGCAAGCGCAAGCUCACCAUCGCUCGCGCCGGCAGUGCGCAGAGCCCCAAAACGCCGGCUGCCAAGCGGCAGCGGUAGCGCACGCCACGCUGCAGCGCUCGCCUCUCUUCUCUCCCACUGCCUGCCCAUACCCGUCUGCGCCCAGCGCACAGACACUCAAUUCACUAUUCGCACCUCCGUGC
Tilletiopsis washingtonensis is the source of this 2492-nucleotide messenger RNA. RefSeq lists its product as hypothetical. Gene Ontology annotation, cellular component: nucleus; transcription regulator complex. The transcript has 5 exons. Gene Ontology annotation, biological process: negative regulation of transcription by RNA polymerase II; positive regulation of transcription by RNA polymerase II. NCBI's taxonomy places the organism in Eukaryota, Fungi, Basidiomycota, Exobasidiomycetes, Entylomatales. The record is from RefSeq and is a predicted model, not a curated record. The coding region runs from base 367 to 2388 and encodes 673 amino acids.